This is a messenger RNA of Drosophila novamexicana, 997 nucleotides long. RefSeq lists its product as uncharacterized. Bases 286 to 888 code for a protein of 200 amino acids. Lineage: Eukaryota; Metazoa; Arthropoda; Insecta; Diptera; Drosophilidae. The transcript has 2 exons. The record is from RefSeq and is a predicted model, not a curated record.
AUACUUUCAGUUGUUAUUUUAUGGACUGCUCUGCUGGGCUUAUCGCAGGCAUACGCCGCGGACAUAUGCGCAAAACAGUCUUUUGGAUAUAAAGCUGUCGAUUCACAUGACUCCAAAUCAUAUUUUCUGUGCCUAGGACUACUUGGCAAAAUAUGGAGCCAUUGUGAUGACGGUUUUCGCUUUAAUGGAUCGGAACAGAAGUGUAUUCUGGAGAAACAGUCAAGAGCAGGGAAUGAAAAUUCUGGCGGUCCAAAUAAUGUGUUCAACAUUAACCAGAACAUUACCAUGCACAAGCCACUUAUCUUUAAUAUAUUUGGUCCACUGUGGAAACCUUCAAACCCUGCACCUCCACUACUACCAGCACCUGCAACGACCGAAGAACCUGUUACUACUUCUCCAGGGCCAGAGUCCAGCUCUACUACAUCGAUUAAUAUAGUGAGUUCUCCUUCUUCAACAACUGAUAGCUCUACAGAGAGUUCGUCUUCAUCGGUCUCGGAUAGCUCUACAGAAAGUUCCACAACAUCUACAAAUAGUACAUCAGACAGUACAUCGGAGAGUUCUUCCUCAGCAACGGAGAGUUCUACAGAAAGUUCUUCCUCUUUAGCAACGGAUAGCACCACAGAGAUCUCUUCUUCUACAUCCACGGAUAGCAACACAGAGAGCUCUUCUUCUACAUCCACGGAGAGCUCUACAGAAAGUUCUUCUUCUUUAGCAACGGAUGGCACCACAGAGAUCUCUUCUUCUACAUCCACGGAUAGCACCACAGAGAGCUCUUCUUCUACAACCUCGGAAAGCUCUACAGAAAGUUCUUCUUCCACAACGGACAACACCACAGAGAGUUCUAUUACUACUACUUUAUGUACUCAAACGACACCAAUCGUAGUUUAAGCUCCUUUUAACCAAAACCAACUAUUACACUAGUGGGAGUUAUAUGUAGCGCCUUGGAUACUCUAAUAACCAUUUUCGAUUUAAUAAAAAAUAAAAACGCCUUACAAUA